This is a messenger RNA of Camelus dromedarius (Arabian camel), 6546 nucleotides long. It is a transcript of the gene ZNF260, whose product is annotated as zinc finger protein 260. The coding region runs from base 1185 to 2423 and encodes 412 amino acids. The transcript has 3 exons. The record is from RefSeq and is a predicted model, not a curated record. NCBI's taxonomy places the organism in Eukaryota, Metazoa, Chordata, Mammalia, Artiodactyla, Camelidae.
UCCCUUCACCCCUUCUCCCCCCGCCUCCCCAAGCCUGGAACCAGGAGUCUUCCGGCGCUCCUGGCGGACGUAGCCUUUAACUAUAACUCCUAGUUGGAGUUACCGGCGCGCUUGAACUGAGCUUAUUAUAACGCAAGACACAACACUGCCCUCUCCCAGAGACAGACAUAACACAGAUAGAAUGUUACCUAGGUCCUGAAGCUCGGCCUACGUACCCGCCUCCCCCAGCCGGGGAGACAGUCCCACAAACUGGGGUGGAGUUAAGCAAGCGCGAAAGCUGACUCGAAAAGGUCUCUCGAACCACUGAAACUUCUGGGAAAUGUAGUCCACAAUCAGAAGAGCGGACGACCGACCAAUACCGACCGAUUCCGUCGGGGAUUGAGCCCGGGCUUGUUGGCGCCCAGGAGACCUCUGGGAGUGCUAGCCAGCCCAAGAAGUGCGCAGGCGCAGAAUUCGUGGCUCGCCAUCGUUGUCUUUGUCUGCUGGCCAGCUUCCCUGUGCAUCCCCAGGAGCUACACUUUCUUUAUCCUUCAAAACCUUUGAGGAUCCUAAGGACCCAGUCUAAAUUCUGGGAUGCUGCUUUGACCCUCAACAAUCACAUCCGAAUCGUAUGUCAGUAUUUCGAGUUUUAAAUCCAUCAGUUCAAACAAGAAGAGCAAUGGAUGUUUGAGGAAGGAAUGUAAAGGAGGUGUUCUCCAGGGGAGUGAGACAGAACCCAGCAGAAAAGGCCUGGGAAUUUUCUAAAUAAAUAAAGGCACAACAGGAAAGACAUGUGAGUUAAGUCUCAUCCUUCUCCAGGAAUAUACAGCUAAGGAAAAACUCUGAAAACCUAAGUAGGAGGAAAGUAUUUACUCUGAGCACAGACACUGAUUCUUUAAGACUACUCCUCUAUGUACAGGAUUCAGUUCAAAAGAGUUUGGAACAUAAUUUACACUUAAAUAUGAAAGAAGCUACCUAAGAAAGAACCAUUGAGAAUAUAAUAAGGAUGCUGUGUUUCAUCCCAAUUUAAUCAUCUGUUCUCAGGACUACCUGUGUGAAAAGUUUUCCAUCAUAAAUUCAACUUCAUUAGAUACAGAAUUAUUAUUGGAGAGAAACUAUAUGAAUUUACUGAAUGUGGAGAAGCUUUCAUCCAUGUCACGUGUGAAGAGAUACUAAGGAAUUCUAGUUGGAGAAAAUAUCUGUGCAUGGUAAGAAUGUUGGAAAGCCUUCAGCCUGAAUCGGAUCUCCUUCAGCCUGAUCAAAUUCAUACUGGAGAGAAACCUUAUGAGUGUAAUGAAUGUCGAAAAACAUUUAGCCUGAAGCAGAAUCUCAUAGAGCAUAAGAAAAUACAUACUGGAGAGAAAUCACAGCAAUGUCCUGAAUGUGGUAAAGUAUUCUCUCGAAUCUCAUCCCUUACUCUGCAUUUGAGAAGUCAUACAGGAAAGAAACCAUAUAAAUGUAAUAAGUGUGGAAGAGCCUUCAGCCAGAAGCGAAACUUGCUUUCUCAUCAAAAACAUCAUACUGGAGAGAAAACUUAUGAAUGUGGGAAAGCUUCUAUUCAGACACCAAGCCUCAUUAAGCACCAGAGAAAUCAUAUUGGAAACAAACCCUAUGCAUGUAAGGAGUGUGGCAAAGCCUUCAGUGGCAAGUCAUAUCUUGCUGAGCAUGAGAACAUUCAUACAGGAGAGAAACCAUUUGAAUGUAAUCAAUGUGGAAGAGCAUUCAGCCAGAAGCAAUACCUCGUUAAACAUCAGAAUAUCCAUAGUGGAAAGAAACCCUUUAAAUGUAAUGAGUGUGGAAAAGCCUUUAGCCAGAAGGAAAACCUCAUUAUCCAUCAAAGAAUACAUACUGGAGAGAAACCUUAUGAAUGUAAAGGGUGUGGAAAAGCUUUCAUUCAGAAGUCAAGCCUCAUCAGACACCAGAGAAGUCAUACAGGAGAGAAACCCUAUAUAUGUAAGGAAUGUGGGAAAGCCUUCAGUGGCAAAUCAAACCUUACUGAGCAUGAGAAAAUUCAUAUUGGAGAGAAACCCUAUAAAUGUAAUGAAUGUGGAACAAUCUUUAGGCAGAAGCAGUACCUCAUUAAACAUCACAACAUUCAUACAGGAGAAAAACCCUAUGAAUGUAAUAAAUGUGGAAAAGCCUUCUCUCGAAUCACAUCACUUAUUGUACAUGUGAGAAUUCAUACAGGUGAUAAGCCUUAUGAAUGUAAAAUAUGUGGGAAAGCUUUCUGUCAAAGUUCAUCUCUUACGGUGCAUAUGAGAAGCCAUACAGGUGAGAAGCCCUAUGGUUGUAAUGAAUGUGGGAAAGCUUUCUCUCAGUUCUCAACUCUUGCUCUGCAUAUGAGAAUCCAUACUGGAGAAAAACCUUAUCAGUGUAAUGAAUGUGGGAAAGCUUUUAGCCAGAAGUCACAUCAUAUUAGACACCAGAGAAUUCAUACUCAUUAAAACUCUAUGAAUGCCUUGAAUUUAGGAAAACCUUCAACAGAAUUCAUACUAAGCAGUAUAUCAGAAAAAUUAUUUUACAGUAAAGUGAUGUGAAUGUGGAAAAUCCAUCAGCAACAACUCAAACUUAAAAUACUGAGAAUUUAAUAACUAUCAUAGUAUCUUGAAAUUCUACACUCCCAGAACCCUCAGAACCAACACUGUUCAUGCUGUAGUUUUAGGAGCAUUCUCAUUAAAAUGAGGAAGGCCCCAGUUCUGGACACUAAUCACCAUGGUUCUGGAAGGCCUACCUGAUGCAUUCAGAAAAAGAUAUGAGAGGUAUAAUGAUGUGAAAUUAAGAGACAGAAUUAUCAUCUUUUUGUUAUGUUUUGCUACAUGUACAAUCAUCAAAACUAUUUGCUCUUGAUGCAGUUGUAGAAAACAAAGAUUGUGAUAGAAUAUUGUUUUCAGAAACAUGCAUGUUUGUAUGGGGAAUUGGCAAUUUAUAGAGGUGGUAAUCACAAAUGGGCAGGAAAAUCAUGGAUGAUUCAAAAAAUGGUCUCAGGGCAAUUGACUCUUCAUUGGAAAAAUAUUAGGUCUUUGCUAUUGUCAUACAUUAAAGUAUUUAUUAUGACAUCCGAAAGCAUUUAAGACUAGAGUGCAAAAAGCAAAACUUAGUAACAUAAGAAUUUUAUAGGAGAAUUUUUUUCAAACCUUGGGGUAGAAAAGAAUCUCUAAAAAUAGAUUCCAGAUUCCUGCUCUUGAGUAUAUAUACAUAUACCCAAGUAACUGAUACAUGUACACAGGGAAUCAUGUACCUUUAUGUUCAUUGCAGCAUGAAUUAUAUUAGCAAAAAAUUGGAAAGAGAUGUCUGUCACUUGUGAAAUGGAUGAAUAAAAUGUGAUAUAGAACGUUCUCUGGCAGUUAAGUAUAACAAAUCAAAUUUAUAUGUAUUAACAGAAAGAUCUGAAAAAUCACAUAGAGUGAAAAAAAGAAGUGAUGAAUAUAUUAUAAUCAUACAUGUGUGAAUUUGAAUUAACACUAACCAACACUACUAUUAAAGCAUUGGUUAUGGAUGAACAUUUUUAUGUAAAACUAUGAAGAACAGAUCAGAAGGAUUCACACUUGAUUCCCUAAAGUGGUUGUCUCUAGAGAGAAAGGCAAUAGAAGGGAAAUGGGGCCAAGCAUGGUAGUUAAAUGCUACUUCAGUUUUAUAUCUAAAUACCUAUCUCAUUAAAAAGAAAGAAAGAUUCUAAGUAAAUAUAGCAAAAUGUUAGUUAAUUCUGGGUUGUAAUAAUAUAUGUGCUUAUUCUGUUGUUUAUGCUAUUUCUUUUAAACUUUGGAAAAUUUUAAAAGAUAGGGAAACGGGUAGGGAAACUAUACAGAGUACAUGUUAUAAUGGACCAACACUCCCAAAUAGAUGCUAAUAUUUUACAGCAGAUAUUUCUAAAAUCGUAUCUUUACUAUAUGAAAUAAUUUUUAAAAUUAAGAUGGUAACUUAACAAUUUCAGUUAUUUAAACUUACUCUCAAAUGUCAUAUCACUAAUCUCUGUGUGGUCGCUACUGAGAACUUACAGCAUGAUUUUGCAAGAUGAUUGGAUCAUAUACAUUUAAGGGAUCAUAUUUAAUAAUACAUGACCAGACCUAUUAGAGAGAAUUAGUUUUUACUGUAACAUUUAUCAGAAAUCUCAACAGUCCACAUAACUAGUAUUGGCAUUAGAAAUUUGACAUUUUCAUAAUGAGGAAACCAUGGUACUCUAACAUUUUUUAAUAUGCCACUGAGUAAAACUCUUGCAUUUCAGCUUCAGUUUUAAUCUGAGACUCUUUUUUUUUUUUUUCCUAAUCUCUCAGACAUAAUCACCUCAUCUCUUGUUUGUUUAUUUUCUUUGGGAAAAUAGCUCUGAAAGGGGAGAUCUCAGACCUAGACAGAAUUCUUUUAUUAAAGCAAAUCUUUUUGAGGAUUUUUAUUUAAUUCCUUUCCUCAAUUACUUGACAUAUAGAAAGCAGUUAGUGCUCUUUUGAAUAAGUGAUUAAAAAUGACUAUGUCACACUUAAACCUUAGGCUAUUUUCAAAUAUAUCAACUUCUUUUAAACUCAAAGUAAUGCUAUGCUGAUACAACUGCACUGCUUGUCACUGGCAUUUCUGAAGGUUGGUCUUGAGAUAAGAUUAAAAAUGCCAGGGGUUGAUUUUCUGAGGUUAUGUAUCCAAAUAACAUACUUGUAUAUCUAUGUGAAUUUAAAUAUCCUUUCUUUUCUUCCAUUUCUCAGUAAGCAUUCUCUCAUAUUAAGUGUUAUGCUCCUGUGCUGGUGUAGCUUUGAUGUCACCAGAGCAAUUACCAACUCUAAUGCAAACCAAACUAAGAGGAUUACAUUUUGGUGCUUAUAGAUGGCCAGGGCUAAGGCCCAGAAACAAGAAUGAUUAUCAUGGUCAGAUAGAGUAAGAUAAGCAAUUAGGAUAUGUGCUACUUUAACAUUUUAAUAGAUGCUAUCAGUAAUUUUCCAAAAGACAAGUUUCCUCUAGCCCGGCACUAGGUGAUACUAUGCUAAAUUCAUGUUUGUCUGAUGAGUAUAACCUUGCCUGCUCCUAGAUUUGCUUCUUUGUAAAUUUUCAUAUUGUUGGCCUAUUUUCCUACAAUUUCUUUUUUGUCAGUUUUGAAGACCUGUUCACAUAUUAAACAUUACAAAGUUUAUGGGUUGGUUAUAAAGAUAUUUUAAUCUCUAGAUUAUGUAUGUUACUUCUUAGGUUUUCUUGCAAGUUAUUUACUGUUUCUUUUUAUAAUAUGUAAAUAUUUAAUUCCACCUAGAAUUUAGCAUUUAAUGUCAUAUAUGAAGGUUGUUAUUUUCUUCUAGAUGGGUUUCUAGUUGUACAAGGACAAUUUGUUAAAAUAAUCCAGCUGUUAGUUUAGCAGCCAGUCACACAGCUCUGACAACUGCAUGUCCACCAUAAGCCAUCACAGAUUUGAAUUGGCAAUCAAAAAGACAGACAGAACAGUAAGUUUUAAACCAACAUUAGGUUUAUUAUUAGCUUUUCCUGACAAGACAGCAUCUUCACAGCAUAUUCAUCAGACAGUCUUUCAACUGCCUAAGCAACACAGCUUCCAGUGCCUUAGCACUGCACAGGGGAGAAGAGGUUACAAAUGGUGGGGUUCACCUCAGCCUGGGAAAUGUUAACAUCCUCAUCCAGGACAUUUUACAGUAAUCCACCAUGGCAUCUGAGGGAUUUACAGUGGUAUUUUCUUCUGGGAAACUGGUAGAAAGGCAAAUCUAAGGUCAUCUUUCCAGACAUGGGUUAGUGGGAAACGUUACUGAUCCCAUACUUUUCCUAUUCAACUGAAACUUUGCUAUGUAAUCCUUUAACCAGAUGAUCUUUUCCUCCUUCAACUAAAACUGCCUUAUGUUCUCAUUUGUACCAAGAUCUAUUCUGUGUUCUCUUGUUUCACUAAUCUAUUUUUAUAUUCCUAUACUAAUACCAUAUUAAAUGAUAGCAUUAACAUUAGCCUUACUGUAUUUUGAUACUGCAUAAUAGAGCAAGUCCCCCUUACUAUUUUUCAGUUUUAUUUGCUAAUCUAAGUUAAUUUUCUUUCUAUGUAAAUAAAGAUAGUUUUCUCGAAUUAUAAAAACCCUUUGAUACUCUAAGUGGGAGAAGUGACAUUUAGGAUAUUGUCUUUCUGUCCACCCCAAAACAGUAUGCCUUUGCAUUUAUUCAAAUUGUGAUUCAUGUCCUUCAGCAUGAGGAUUCUGAACAAAGUAAUUUGAAGCCCAUCCCUAUUUAAUACCAUUAUAUUAUAGGAGAUUUUAUCAGUUUGGUGAAUAAGGGAAACCUGUUAUGGACUGAGUGUCUGUAUCCCACCCCCGGAAUUCAUGUGUUGAAGCCGUAAUCCCCAGUGUGAUGGUUUUGAAGAUGGGUCCUUAGGAAAACUAAUUAGGUUUUGAUUAGGUCAUGAGGGAGGGACACUCAUACUGGAAAAAAAGGAAGAGAGAGAUCUCUCCAUGUGUGUAAGCACCAGGAAAAAGCCAUGUGAGCACAUAGUGAGAAAGCAGCUGUUACAACCCCGGAAUUGGACCGUCACCAAAUCUGCCAGCACUUUGAUCUUGGGACUUCCCAGCCUCUAGAACUGUAAGAAAUAAACGUCUGUUCUUUAAACUA